AUGUUCCGGUCUCUGACAUCUCUCGCUGUGCUUACGCUUGCUUCUACUGCAUCAUUAACUCAUGCUCUGUCUGGAUCGACGCUGGCGUCGGAAGCUCUCAAUCGUCGUGCAACUGUAUGCAAUGGACAUGCAGAACUCUGCAACCGUAGUUUUGGAAAUGUCACUUUCGUGGGUGCUCAUGAUUCCUAUGCAAUUGGCGUCAACAAUCUCGCUGCCAACCAAGACCAACCCAUCACGCAACAGCUGAACGAUGGCAUUCGAAUGCUUCAGAUGCAAGCCCAUAACGAGAGUGGAGUGAUUAGGCUGUGCCAUACUUCCUGCUCCCUCUAUGAUGGUGGCACGUUGCAGGAUUAUUUGACGACAGUUAAACAAUGGAUGGAUUCGAACCCUAAUGAAGUCCUCUCAUUAUUGAUCGUCAAUAUCGAUAAUCUACCUGCUUCAAGCUAUGCCCCUGUUUUCCAGGCCGUAGGGCUUGAUAAACUUUCCUAUGCGCCCCCUUCCCUGACCUUGCCAGCGUCUCAAUGGCCUACGCUAGGCUCUCUGAUAGACUCUGGAAAACGACUUUUGACAUUCCUGGAUAAUGCUGCAGAUUUCAACUCUGUUCCGUAUCUUCUUGAUGAAUUCACCAAUAUCUGGGAAACUGCCUUCAAUGUGGUCGACCCAAAUUUCGACUGUAAUGUCAACAGAACUAAAGGCGAUCCUACCUCUCAGAUGUUUCUCAUUAACCACUUCUUGGAUAAAAUGCUCCUCGGGCAACCUGUCCCAGACAUUGAUAAUGCGAAUCGGACGAAUUCAGCAUCUGGUUUCGGUUCGCUCGGCGCGCAUGUUGAUACUUGUGUUGCCGAUCACGGUCGUCCACCCAACUUUUUGUUGGUUGAUUUUUAUGAAUAUGGCGGUGGUUCUGUGUUCCAAGUGGCAGCCGACAUCAACGGUGUUCCGUAUAAUCCUGCUACUCCAGUUGCCACCCCUGCAACCUCCAAUGGGCCAUCCAACUCGGGAAGCAGCGGAACCACAGGUGUUACUUCAAAACCUCUAAGCGGGGGAACCACUUUGCACCAUUUCAGCAUCUACAAUUAUCUACUCACAGGGCUUGCGCUGCUCAUUGCAUCGACAUUUGGACCAUUUUUACUAUCAUAA
Psilocybe cubensis is the source of this 1137-nucleotide messenger RNA. RefSeq lists its product as uncharacterized. Gene Ontology annotation, molecular function: phosphoric diester hydrolase activity. The transcript has 8 exons. The record is from RefSeq and is a predicted model, not a curated record. Bases 1 to 1137 code for a protein of 378 amino acids. Gene Ontology annotation, biological process: lipid metabolic process. Lineage: Eukaryota; Fungi; Basidiomycota; Agaricomycetes; Agaricales; Agrocybaceae.